UCGUAUUAUUAGAGAAGGCUUCACGUGCAUUUAUAGUGCAAGAUCUUGUCUUGAAGUUUGUGUCGAGUUUCUUUGAUUUAUUUACUUUCUUUGAUCUACUAAUGUGGGCUGGGCAGCCACAGUAUUACGUCCAGCCCGGCCAGCCUCCUGCUCAUGUUGUUGCUCCUGGUCAGCCUCAAGCUGUUGCUGCUUCCAAUGUCACUGGGACUCCUCAGUCACAGACAUCAACCCAGUCAUCAGAAACAGGAGGAGCUGAUUGGGCAGCUAAAGCAGCCGAAUGGGCUAAGCAACGUCAAGUCAUUGAGCUACAGCAGCAGCAACUAAUGCAACAGCAACAGCUCCAGUAUCAAUAUUACGCUCAAUAUCAACAACAACAACAACAACUACAACAACAACAACAACAACUACAACAACAACAACAGUACUCUUAUAAUCAAGUUGGUCCUCCUGUACAUUAUGCCCAGGGCUAUCCUCCUCCUCCUCCCUCUAAUCCUCACAUGUUGUCUCAAGGCUCAUCCUAUCCACAGCAACUAGGAGUGGUCCCUUCUCCUAGUAAUCAAGCCUCACUUCUACCAACACCACACAAUCCACUGAUGACAGGAGCAGCAGCAGCAGCAGGACAGUCUCCUGGUAGUCUUCCUCAACACUCUCUCUUCCGUCCACCACACAAUCCAUCAGCUCAUCCUUCAGCACACAUGCAGCAACAGCCUCCACCACAAGGAACACAUUCACAGUCACAAGGACCUCAUCCGCCAUCACAGCAAGGAUCUCAUCCACAAUUACAAGGAAGACUUUCAUCACAGCAAGGAUCUCACCCACUGCCUCAAGGAUCUCAUCCACUUCCAUCACAGCAAGGAUCUCAUCCAUCAUUGCAAGGAUCACAUCUGCCACAAGGAUAUCCAUCACAAGGAGGACAUCCACCACAAGUCUCAUCACCAUAUCCUUCUUCCUUACAUGAUUCACGUCCUCCUCAAGGGUUACUGCCCCGUUUACCAGGGUCACGUCCGAUGUUACGUCCUCCUUCCCAGGGGGUCCGUCCUCCUCCUCACAUGUCACCAAGGCCUGGGCCUCGAGCAGGCCCUCCUAUAAUGAGGCACCCUCCUUUGCCCAGACAGAACCAGUUCCCUGCCCAUCCACAUGCCUCCCCCUCUCACGCUCCUCCUCCUUCCCCUCAUGAUCAGCACCCAUUGUGUCAUCCCUCCCAGCCAUUACAUGCAUCUCCUAUUGCUGCUAGCAUUCCUUUGGCAAACCAAACACCAACCCGAGGGUAUGCCUCUUCUUCCAGCCCGAGCCCUUUAUUUUAUCCAGGCAAUAAAAAGCCUUCUUCUAGGGAGCAGCUUGUUAAAUCAUCACUUCAGACACUGUUACACACUAAUACUAGCAAUGAUAAUGAACUUAAAUCAGGGAAGACUGAUGAUGUUCAGUUACCAGUCAUACAACAAGACCAAGAAGUAGCUGAACAAGGAGGAGUACAAGAUGAAUUACCACAAGAGGGCCCAGAGGAAGUUGCUAGUAAUCCUAUAGAUGAACAUACGGACGAUGGCACUCUUGAUUUAGUUGUGACGACCCCAGUGAAUGAUAGGAAGAUACCAGGACUGGAUCUUGUGGAAGGAAGCAAUAAGACCGAACAAGAUGGAGAGAAAGGAGGAGGAGGAGAAGAAAAGCAACAGCCACAAAAAUCACAAACUAGCAACAAGAAGAGCGACGCGAGUGAUAGUGGCACUAACAUGAUCAUGAUCCAAUCACUUGGAAAGAUUGUAGAUCAGCUCAAAGUGUUAAGAUCAGCUCCAAUCAAGAGUACUAAUGUCAGUAGUACUAAUAUCAGUAGUAGUACGACUAACAUGAGCAGCAAAGAGGAGGAAGAGGAUGAUCCAGGCUAUAAGGACACUAAAAACAAAAUGGCUGCACUGCUAGAGAAUGAGAGUGACAGUGAUGAUGAUGAAGCUAAGGCCAGUCAGCCCCACCCACAGAGGAGUGACGAUAGAAGCCAACCAAGGGAAGAUAAUGCUAGAGAUUUUGAUGGUUUUAAAGGAGCAUACGGGAAGCCACCACAUGACUGGAAUGAUACUCAAUCUUUGAACAUGUUCACACCUCAAGAGCAGUUUACUGACAGAGGAGCUAUCCAUCGUCCUCCUCGUUCUUUCUCUCGGUCACCUUUCCAUCGCUCACUGACUCCUCCCUCUUCCUACCCUCCUCAUAAAAGGGAGCCGCAUAUCAAUCCUGAUUUUGAGCACUCUGGUCCUCCUCGUGGCUUUGAUGACCGCCCACGAAUCCCGUUCGAUGAGCCAAGGUCACGUUAUCCUGAUACUGACUAUCAUUCGCCAUCAUCUCGAGUGCCCUACGAUAGCGAGAGAAGAUCACAGCCUCGGUAUAAUGAAGAGUUUGAUUUGAGGCCACGUGAGAAUAUGGAGUAUGAAAGAAGAGCUGCAGAGUAUGAAAGGCCGCCACAGAGAGCCCGUGAUUUUGAAAGGUCACAAGGACCUCCUGAAAGGUCACAAAUGAUCCCUGACUACGAAAGGUCAAGAAUGCCUCCUGAAUAUGAAAGAUCACGAAUGGCCCCCGACUAUGAAAGGUCAAGAUUACCUCCCGAGUAUGAAAGGUCACAGAUGAACCCCGACUAUGAAAGGUCAAGAGAAUAUGAAAGGUCAAGAAUCCCUCCUGAUUAUGAAAGGUCACGGAUGGGCCCUGACUAUGAAAGGUCAAGAGAUUAUGAAAGGUCAAGAAUGGCCUCUGAUUAUGAACAGUCAAAAAGGGUCCCUGAUUAUGAUAGAUUACAAAUGGAUCCUGCUGGUUUUGAAAGGUCGUCUGAAGCUAAAGGUUAUGGCAGAGAUUAUGAAAGACCGGAAUUUUUUGAACAAGAUUAUCCAGCAAAAGACUACCAGCAAGUCAUGUCAGACUAUAAAUCCCAGGGGGUCUCAGAUUAUUGGGACAAUACCGGGUCCUCGUUACUUGAAAACAUGCAGUCAGUGGAUUAUGGUCAUGGCAAAGGAGCUACAGAGUCUACCAACACUGAACUAUUGCAAUAUGAUGCACUGAAAUCAUACUAUAAACAACAGGAACUUGGGCUUGGAGGAGAACAGGUUGGAUUACUCAAUUAUGCUCUAAGUGACCUCCAACAGAAGGUGUUACCAAAAUGGCUCAAAGCAGAGCUGGAGAGAAUGGAGAGGAAGAAAUCCAAGGAAGAGGCAAUGACUGGAGGCAAGAGCUCCUCUAGGAGCGUCAAGAGCAAAGCAUCCUCUGGCUCAAAAUGGAUGGAAGAGAACGAUGAGGAGGAGGAAGGUAGGGAGAGGAAAGAUAUUGAAGAUGUUAGUCAUAAUAGGAAGAGGAGCCUAUCACCUCAUACUUAUUCUUCCACUGAAAUAUCAUCAAAGCAUCAAAGACUUGAAGAAGAUGCUGUUGAGGAGAGUGACCACACUCUAAAGAUGGCAUUUGUGAGGCGUACGUUAACAGAAAUCCUAUUAGACGUGACGACAUCAGAAAUGUACUCACUUGCCAAUGAGAUCAUUAAUAAAUUAGGAGACUCGUCAAACAUUGCUUCAGACGAGGUUUCCCGCGCAAAUUUAAGCAACCCAUUAGGUCUGGACACUUUGUAUGGAUCUGACAUCUCUGAUGAUGAUUUAGAUGUUGGGAAAGAAACAGGAAAGCCUUCUUCUACCAAAAGCUCAUUGUCUUUCCAGCAGAAGAGCAAGAAGAGCAAGUUCACCCCCUUAGAUUUAGAGAGGAUGAAGUCAGGAUUUGAAGAAUCGGUUGAUCAGUUAGAGAAAGACCAUCACUUGAGCGAUUCCCAUAAAACCAAGAAGCCAGCCUUGUUGGCUAUUGACACAAAGCAAACAAAGAAAGAAGAAUGGAAGACGGGCGAACGCCAUCAUGCCACCAGUCACCAGAAAAGCAAAAAGUCUGAAUUAGAAGCAGAGACCACUAGGCAUCAUCCUGGUAGCAUUCAAGCAAUAUCUGCCUUGCCUGUAGUAAAGAAAGAACACUCUAAGUUUGAUGAUUAUCAUUAUCCUAGUGGUCUUGGAAAUAUGAGACAACCCACAUUGAAAAUAGAGAAAGUAAAAGUUAAUGUAGAUGAAAGGGAUCAUUUUGAUUAUUCUGUUAACAUUCACAAGAGUCAGAAGAGCAAGCAUUCAGUACCAACAGAGACUGAGAGGGUCAAGAAAGAAAGUUCUGAUGAGUGCCACGUCUCCAGUAGAAGCAAAGAGCAAUCUCGGUCUUCAUCAUCAGACAGCAAGAGAUCAAGAAGAGACGAUCAUCAUUUUUCCAGAAGCAAAGAGCAAUCGCGAUCUUCAUCAUCAGACAGCAAGAGAUCAAGGAGAGAUGAUCAUCAUUUUUCCAGCGACUUCAAGCAAAUGGAGGCAAAGAAGGAGGAAGACUUUUUGUGGGAAGAGAAAGAGCGUGUGACGGGUUCUUCGCAGAGCGAUGGUUCGUACGAGCGAAUUGUCAUGAGUUUAGACGAGAAAAAACAUCACAAGUCAGGAAAGAAGAGAGACUCACUGAGCGAGGGUCGUUCGUCAAAGAAAAAAGAUAAGAAAAGAUCUAAAUCUCCGUCAUCAUCCCACCAUCAUCACAAGAAGAAAAAGCACUCGUCUCAUCAUCACAGGAGAAGCAGUGGGGACGACCAGAGCUUUGAUGAUAAAAAGAAAAGAAAUAGCAUAGGGAGUAGCAGUGUUGGCGGCAGCGAGAGUAGUGGGGGUAAGCAAUAUAGGAACUGAUGAUAGUUUUGUAGCAUAAUUAUGAACUGGUAAUUAUUUUUUGUGUUAAAAUAAUCAUGAUGAGCAACAUGCAUAAUUUUGAAUAA
Messenger RNA from Amphimedon queenslandica, 4798 nucleotides. RefSeq lists its product as uncharacterized. The record is from RefSeq and is a predicted model, not a curated record. Lineage: Eukaryota; Metazoa; Porifera; Demospongiae; Haplosclerida; Niphatidae. Bases 102 to 4712 code for a protein of 1536 amino acids. The transcript has 9 exons.